This is a messenger RNA of Bacidia gigantensis, 1020 nucleotides long. RefSeq names its product A-agglutinin attachment subunit precursor (gene AGA1). Gene Ontology annotation, molecular function: manganese ion binding; arginase activity. The record is from RefSeq and is a predicted model, not a curated record. Gene Ontology annotation, cellular component: cytoplasm; nucleus; cytosol. The transcript is spliced from 2 exons. Lineage: Eukaryota; Fungi; Ascomycota; Lecanoromycetes; Lecanorales; Ramalinaceae. The coding region runs from base 1 to 1020 and encodes 339 amino acids.
AUGGCAUAUCCCACCACCUCCAUCCCCUCAAAAUUCCUCUCUCAUCCCCACGAUCUCGGCGUCAUCGCCGUAGGCUUCUCAGGCGGCCAAUGCAAGCCCGGCACCGAAGCCGCACCGACCGCCCUCCUCUCCGCUGGCCUGAUCUCCCAGCUCCAAGACGAUCUGCAUUACACCGUUCACCACGACAACACCGUACAUACCUAUGCCUCUCUACUCCCUUCACCGGACUCAGACACUCCAUAUCGAGGGAUGAAGAAUCCGCGUGCCGUGUCUGCCGUGACUAGGGAGCUGAGCAGACAAGUGUACGAGCAGGCGAGGGAGGGACGGAUGGUGUUGACUUUGGGCGGCGACCAUAGUAUUGCGAUCGGGACAGUUAGUGGGAGUGCGAGAGCGGUGUUGGAACGGUUUGGGGGGCGGAGAGAAGUGGCGGUGAUUUGGGUAGAUGCUCAUGCCGAUAUAAACACGCCGGAGACGAGUGGCAGUGGAAACGUGCAUGGGAUGCCAGUGGCGUGGUUAACGGGUUUGGCGAAGGAGGGAAGGAAGAGAGAAGACGUUCUUGGGUGGUUGCCGGGGGAGGGGAAGGGCGAGCGAGAAGAGGAAGUGCCGUUGAGUUUAAAGAAAUUGGUGUAUAUUGGAUUGAGAGAUGUGGAUGCGGGGGAGAAGGAAAUUUUGAGGACGCAUGGGAUUUGUGCUUUUAGUAUGCACGAUAUUGAUCGACACGGAAUAGGGCGCGUUAUGGACAUGGCGUUGGCACAUAUUGGGACGGAUACGCCAAUACAUCUUUCAUUCGAUGUGGAUGCUUUGGAUCCGCAGUGGGCGCCUUCGACGGGUACGCCUGUGAGAGGAGGCUUGACGCUCAGAGAAGGCGACUUCAUUUGCGAAUGUGUGCAUGAGACUGGAAGUCUUGUUGCGAUGGAUCUGGUGGAAGUCAACCCAAAAUUGGAAGAACAAGGUAAAGAAGAGACCGUCAGAGCUGGAGUCAGUUUGGUAAGGUGUGCACUGGGCGAUACGCUGUUGUGA